UCUAUAAAAUUCCUAGAUCUCAGUGAACUUGUUCAGUGCACGUUCAACGUCGUAAAAAUGAUAAAAAUAUAUUUAUUUUCAGUUUUUUCUUUCGCCGCUUUGGUAAAAUCUGAUUGGACCGGUUCAGGAGUCCUGGAAUGCUAUGGUCACGUUAAUGUAGAUGCCUCAUUCCCAGCAGGGGCAGGAAAUGCCGGACCCGGCAGCGUUACAUGCAAUCCUGUAGAAUGGGAUUAUGAUACAGGACUAGGACCCGAGGCCAUGUUCUUCCAUCCUAACAGUGGGGAAUCUUUCGAAAUAUGGGCGUGGGACUACCACGGAUCCAUUCCUUCUGCUAGUUGUACAGGAGAACUAUGGUACAAGGAAGAGGAUAUGGGGGCAGGCUUCUGUACACCUAACAAGGGCUACAAUGGUUGUGGAAUAGUUUACUGCACUGGAGAAAUUGUUUGCGACGGAUGUUAAACAAGAAAAAACGGUCUAAAUUUUAUUGUUCUAAAAUAUGGAUGCAAGCCAGAAAUAAAACAAGCUUUACCAA
This is a messenger RNA of Eurytemora carolleeae, 532 nucleotides long. RefSeq lists its product as uncharacterized. Bases 58 to 459 code for a protein of 133 amino acids. The record is from RefSeq and is a predicted model, not a curated record. The transcript is spliced from 6 exons. NCBI's taxonomy places the organism in Eukaryota, Metazoa, Arthropoda, Copepoda, Calanoida, Temoridae.